UCUAGCGUCUGUAUUUUCAGGUUCCAUAGUGUGGGUUCGGUGUGUGUGAUGCAUGUGUGCGUUGGGCGUGUGUGAAAGAGUUUGUAGUGUGGUUGUAAACGUUCCCAGCUCGGAUACUGUCACCGCCUUGCACCGCAGGCAGGCGCCGUGUUCCUACAUGCAAGUUACCUUAGCGGCUCCACAAUCGUUGGCCAGCAAUGACCGAAAGCCCCAGCACCAAGCCAGCGAACGGGGAUGUGUGUCAGCGUGUGAAGAACGGACUGAAGCCGGAGAGAAACGGCUUGGCGAAGAGCCUCUACCGCUGCCAUGAGAAGAAGUCCAAGCACCACGGCCAGCCCGAGGAGGAGGUCAAUGCAACAUCGCAUCAUGGCGUCCCGUACAGUCGGCCCUUUGUUGAGUCUUACGAGCAGACGCCCAUGCUGCCAGCCGUCUUCACCUACAUGAGCUACGGCAUUCUGACCAUCUUCGGCUACCUGCGAGACUUUCUCCGUUACUGGAAGAUCGAAAGAUGCAACAUCGCCGGGGAGAAGGAGGAACAGAGGGACUUUGUGCCCCUCUACCAGGAUUUCGAGAACUUUUACACCAGAAACAUCUACAUCCGUAUCAGAGACAACUGGAACCGGCCCCUAUGCGGCGUGCCAGGGGCCACAAUGGACUUGUUGGAGAGGACGUCCCCUGACUACAACUGGACUUUCGCUCAAUCAGGCCGGGUGUUGCAGGAUGUGAUUAACUUGGGCUCCUAUAAUUACCUGGGCUUCGCUGAGAACAAGGGUUCGUGUGCUGACGCUGCAGCCGAGAUCACCAAGAAGUACGGCGUGGGAGUCGCGAGUACCAGACAAGAGCUUGGUACGAACACAUGCCAAAAUACAGACUUACCCUCCAUGAGCUUUGCAAUUACUGGAAUACAGAAAUAAUGUGCAGGGGUGAAAUCACUACUUUAAAUAAAGCA
Molecule: messenger RNA, 949 nt
Organism: Notothenia coriiceps (black rockcod)
Lineage: Eukaryota; Metazoa; Chordata; Actinopteri; Perciformes; Nototheniidae
Product: serine palmitoyltransferase 2-like
Exons: 4
Coding region: 198-914 (238 amino acids)
Biological process (GO): sphingosine biosynthetic process; ceramide biosynthetic process
Cellular component (GO): serine palmitoyltransferase complex
Molecular function (GO): serine C-palmitoyltransferase activity
Source: RefSeq, a predicted model, not a curated record